AUGUCUUUGAGCGCCUGUGUACGCCGUUCACUGGGCACUCGUGGUCUGCGAUGCUUUGUUGCGCCAUCCUUCGCCGCAGCCACUCGACCAGCUGCAUUGGCCUUCCGCCCGUUCUCCAUCACCACAAAGUUCGCCCAAGAGCAGGCAGAAAAGCCCGAGACUGAUGCGCCCGACGCUGCAAUUGAAGCUACGGAAUCUGUCGAAGUCGCCGAAGAUGAGGCGGUAGCUCAGUCAACAGAAGUAGAAUCAGUCCCCUGGUACCUUCAGGUCGACACGCCCACGCCACAACAAGAGCAUCCUUUCGCCGAACGCCAGCGCCUGCCCGAACUGCCCGAGUCUCCGCCAGCCCUUCUGCAGCCAAUUCUCGAGCAUGUCUCGGUCGAACUCGGCUUAGACCAUCUUUCCCUUAUCGAUCUGCGCGAACUCGACCCCCCUCCUGCCCUUGGUGCCAAUCUUCUCAUGGUCAUUGGAACCGCUCGCUCGGAAAAGCACUUGCAUGUUUCGGCCGAUAGACUCUGCCGCUGGUUACGUACUGAGCACCGUCUGACUCCUUAUGCAGACGGUCUCCUCGGUCGCAACGAGCUCAAGCUCAAGCUGAGACGCAAGGCCAAGAGGACUCGUCUGCUGAGCGCUGUCGGUGCAAAAGAGACUGCCAGUCAAGACAUUGACGACGGCAUCAGAACAGGCUGGGUCUGUGUCAACGUUGGCAAAGUUGAAGGCGGUGCCCUCCAAAUGCAGCAAGAGCCAGAAAACUUUGUUGGUUUCGGUGGUCAGUCGUCCGGCUCUAGAAUUGUCGUUCAGAUGAUGACCGAUGAGAAGAGAGGCCAGAUCGAUCUCGAGACCCUGUGGAGUGGUAUCCUCAGAAGAUCCAUAAAGGCAAAGUCUGACAAGGACCAAGAUGUCGAUGAUGCAGAGACACGCGUCCGUAAAGGCUUGCUGCUUGAGGAGUCUCAAGACUCGCCUGGUUCUUACCGCUACCGUCCCCAUGCUGCUGACUACCCAAGUGGACAACAAGCACGAGCAUUCCACUCCUCUGCUAAACAAUCAACACAACAAGGUGCGCAAAACUCAACACUCUCACAACUCAACCCUCAAUCUGACAGAAUUUCUCAAAGUGCCAUCAUCCUGAACCACAUGGUCGAUCAUGUCCAGUCUAUGAGCCCUUCCGAAGCUCUCAAAGCACUCGGUCGUGAUAGCAAAGAUCAAGAGUCGACUCCCAUGCUGCGCGCUUUCUACACUGCUAUGCCUAGAUUUCCCGAAACCAUGCAUUGGCAUGCGCACGUAUCGCUCGAUUGCCAUGCAGUACGACUGGGCCAUGCUGGUUACACUCACACAUGCCUGAUCCAAGACUUGGAGAGCAUGCGUAUUGCCUCUCUCAUCCCAGACGAAAGAACAUAUCUAGCAGUGCUCGAGGCUAUCCUGCUGCCAUAUGCCGAGGAUGCGCCUCCGACACGAGCAGUCGUCAUAUCUCGCACCACAAUUCGACGAGCCCUUGCCGUUUUGGACCGUAUGUCUGAAGACGGCAUUGAUCCUGUGAGCAAUUCGGUCUGCACGAUUUUACAUCGUGCAACUUCCACGGCCCCAGCUAUCACUCAAGACUCGAUAACAAACACAACGAGUCAAUCUACAUCAACAUAUCAACAGCCAUUUGCGCUGAAUCAACUCAUCUCCGCUCUAUCUGUUUAUGCUCUCCGCGCCACUGCUCAAGAUUCUCCAUGGUCCGAAUUCUGGGAACUUUGGCGUUCUUACCCUCGUCGUAUGUCACCACGCUCUAGUGACAUGUAUGUGACCAUGUUUGACAAGGUCGCCGAGAGAAACAGUCAGAAGGAUGCGAUGGAUGCCUUGAGACAAUGUGUACCUGAAAUGUUGCGCGAACAGCCAGCAGUCAAGCUGGGAGGUCAAGUGACUGAUGCUGUUAUGCGAUGUCUAGAUAUCGCAGAGCCUCGAGCUGAGAAACUAGCUAGGGAAGGUAAUCGUGGUGAAUGGGCUACUCUGUGGCUAAAGUGUGCAAAGUCUCUGGAACUGGGUUGA
This is a messenger RNA of Aureobasidium subglaciale EXF-2481, 2031 nucleotides long. RefSeq lists its product as uncharacterized. The transcript has a single exon. Gene Ontology annotation, cellular component: mitochondrion. NCBI's taxonomy places the organism in Eukaryota, Fungi, Ascomycota, Dothideomycetes, Dothideales, Saccotheciaceae. Gene Ontology annotation, biological process: mitochondrial gene expression; mRNA stabilization; mitochondrial proton-transporting ATP synthase complex assembly. The record is from RefSeq and is a predicted model, not a curated record. The coding region runs from base 1 to 2031 and encodes 676 amino acids.